AUUAGCUGCGGUCGCGUUCCUUGGACCUUGCUGUGGUAGGCGCCUACAGGCCAGUGUUGCCAUAGAUCUCGUUUAUGAGUGUGGGCUCCAUACCUCACAAAGUCCUGGGACGUAACAUCAUGAGUUGCUUCUUGUUGUUCGUAUCAGGGCCGGCAUCCUACGUCUUGUUUGCGUCGUCGCCGCGGAAUGUUUGUACGUCUGGGUCGAGGGAGUGAUUGUUGUUUCCACGUGUGCGCCUCGCGGGGGUUGGACUUCGGGCUGGGCGAGCGCCGGAAUUUACGUCCUGUUCGUCGUGGUCCUCGUCGUGCUCGCACUCGCCGGGGCCGUCGCCUCUCGCGGAUACCCUCUCAUGCCCGUGACAGCUCUCCAAACUGCAUGCAACUCACGACUGGCCUUCCCCUCCUCCUCGCCCUCGGCGCGCGCGUCUUCAUCAACGCACUCCUCCCCUCCGACCCAACACACCCUCCCUCGACCCCAGACUACCUCCUCAACGGCCUCUUCCAGGGCGUCCUCAUCCACAACACCCUCACACAGCUACCCCAGGCGGUCGUAGUAGUAGUCGCUGGCGUCGCCGCCAAGCUCGUCAUCGACUGGGUCCGCCUCAGCGACGUCGUCCAGACAGCCUGCACCGUCCUCGGCGUCGCGCUCGGCGUCCUCCUCACCGACCUCCUCGCCCAGUUUGUCGACGGUACCCCCGGCAUCGGCCUUGGGGCAGAGUCCGUCGUCGGCCGCGCCCCGGUGGUGGCCGUUGCACGCGAGCCACCCCCGGAGCCGCCAAAACGCAUCCGCCUCGUCUCGUUCGGGCGCGACCGCACGCGCGCCCACCGACAUCGCGAACGCGAACGUGACCGAGAGCGGGAUCGCGACCGCGAACGAGAGCGCGAACGCAGCCACGUCGUCCCAGACGACGACCGCCACGGCCGCUCGAGCGACAUCCGGCCCAUCACGCCCACGCUCACCUACUGCAGCACCGCGCCCUCGAUCUCGCUCGACUCCGUGCCGUCUUCUAUCGACCCGGAGGGUAAGCUGACGCCGCAGGAGCGCGAGGUCGCCGUGCUCCGCGCGCGCGCGAGCCUCGCGGACUCAGAGCGGCGGCGGUUCAAGGAGGAGCGCAAGUGGGCGAUGAGCCAGGGCAACGUCGCACGCGCAAGCCAGCUCGCGUGGCAGGUCAAGCGCUACACGGCCCUUAUGGAGAGCUUCCACCGCGAGGCGGAUGCGAAGGUCGUCGAAGCUGCGCGGGUAGCAGCGGCGCCGCAACUUGCAGGCACAGGAAGCUCGUCCAGGCGUCGAUCGCAUUCUCGACAGCGCAAGUCCAGCCUCACCAGCCAUGGCGGCGCCGGCGUCGGCUCCGUCGCGAACGGCCAGCCCCUCGUCAGCGUCAGCAUCGGCGCGAGCCCCCGCGCCCGCAAGCGCAGCGGGGGCACCGCGACGCUCAAGCCGGCCAUCUUCGUCCAGGGCCGAGAGUGAGUGCCCCACUCGUGCUGCUUGGUCUCGGUCGUUCCGUUAUUCAUCACGCCAACCCCAAACGUCUUGCUACGUUUGUGUUCGUGCGGGCGGUGCUGCCGAUCGUUCACAGCAUAUCCGUAGGUGUAAAGUAGGAACAGAGGCGCAGCCCACAGUAUCCACCUGCACCACGGUCGACGGGAGCCGAUACGCGGUACGGAUAUGGCGACUGGCGGAGGCGACGACCAGGAGCGACGUGCGUCCACUGGAACCCCAUGUACAUCUUCACUGUAGCAGUUGGCUUCGUAUCCGCAUCAAUCUAGGGCAAGUGACCGCCGAGGUCCGCGUAUCCAGGAUCGUCACGACUGUCCACCUCCGGCUGACCGCCCCCUUGGCAUAGACUGCGGAACUGGAGGUACUACUUACAGUAACUGAACGCGAUGUGAUAAACUGUUGUAUUACUACGACGAUGAUGAC
Molecule: messenger RNA, 1920 nt
Organism: Dichomitus squalens LYAD-421 SS1
Lineage: Eukaryota; Fungi; Basidiomycota; Agaricomycetes; Polyporales; Polyporaceae
Exons: 2
Coding region: 376-1467 (363 amino acids)
Source: RefSeq, a predicted model, not a curated record